Messenger RNA from Apaloderma vittatum (bar-tailed trogon), 1696 nucleotides. It is a transcript of the gene CHRNA6, whose product is annotated as cholinergic receptor, nicotinic, alpha 6 (neuronal). Gene Ontology annotation, cellular component: synapse; neuron projection; postsynaptic membrane. Gene Ontology annotation, biological process: nervous system process; chemical synaptic transmission; monoatomic ion transmembrane transport. NCBI's taxonomy places the organism in Eukaryota, Metazoa, Chordata, Aves, Trogoniformes, Trogonidae. The transcript has 6 exons. Bases 182 to 1678 code for a protein of 498 amino acids. The record is from RefSeq and is a predicted model, not a curated record. Gene Ontology annotation, molecular function: transmembrane signaling receptor activity; acetylcholine-gated monoatomic cation-selective channel activity.
GAAGCAACUCUGAAAAGGCUUUGCUCUGCUCAGCAGACUGUGGAGUUUGCUGCAGAUGCAAAACUGAAAUCCAUCUUUGUACUGCCUACUUAACUAUCCAGGUGGCUUGUAUGUCUUCUUGUCUUCUGUUUCUUUCCCCAAACCUUGCUUCUCAGAAGGAAGCUCUAUUCUGCUGCUAGCAAUGCAUCCUGAGAGGUGGCUAUGUUGGUGUUACCCUGCUUUCUGUCUGUGGGCAUUCGUGUUCACAUCCUUGGUUAAAGAUACCACAGCCUGCGAAUCAGAGGAACGAUUAUUUCACAAACUCUUCUCUCAGUACAACCAGUUCAUCAGGCCAGUGGAAAAUGUGUCUGAUCCCGUCACAGUGUAUUUUGAAGUGGCCAUUACCCAGCUUACAAAUGUGGAUGAAGUCAAUCAGAUUAUGGAAACAAAUCUGUGGCUAAGACACAUUUGGAAUGACUACAAAUUGCGGUGGAAUCCCAGAGAAUACGAUGGCAUUGAAUUUGUUCGGGUACCAGCAGAUAAAAUUUGGAAACCAGAUAUUGUCUUAUAUAAUAAUGCUGUGGGAGAUUUUCAAGUUGAAGGCAAGACCAAAGCCCUCCUCCGCUAUGAUGGAAUGAUCACCUGGACCCCACCAGCUAUUUUUAAAAGUUCCUGUCCUAUGGAUAUUACCUUCUUCCCAUUUGAUCAUCAGAACUGCUCCCUGAAGUUUGGCUCAUGGACUUAUGACAAAGCCAAAAUUGAUCUUCUGAUUAUUGGAUCCAAAGUAGAUAUGAAUGACUUUUGGGAAAACAGUGAGUGGGAAAUAGUUGAUGCUUCUGGCUACAAACAUGACAUCAAAUAUAACUGCUGUGAAGAGAUCUACACAGACAUAACCUAUUCCUUUUAUAUCCGAAGGUUACCAAUGUUUUACACCAUAAAUCUGAUCAUUCCCUGUCUCUUCAUCUCAUUCCUGACUGUGUUAGUUUUUUACCUGCCAUCUGACUGUGGUGAGAAAGUCACACUUUGUAUCUCUGUGCUCCUUUCUUUGACUGUAUUUUUACUGGUGAUCACAGAAACAAUCCCAUCCACCUCUUUAGUAAUUCCACUCGUAGGUGAAUAUUUACUCUUCACAAUGAUAUUUGUGACUCUGUCAAUUGUCAUCACAGUGUUUGUCCUGAACAUACAUUACAGGACUCCAACCACACACACAAUGCCCAAAUGGGUAAAAACCGUCUUUCUUUGCCUGCUCCCCAAAAUCCUGUUGAUGCAGAGGCCACUGGAACAGCAGAAGAAAAACAUCUCCAGAAAAAGCAAGAAAGGAUCAGCCAAUACAUCAGCCAAUAUAUCAGGCAAGCCAAAGCACAGCAAACACAAAAAUACCAAAUUACACAAGGAGCAGCGAUGCAAUCACUGUGAUAAGGCAACUGAACUCGCUGCCACCAAAAAAAAAUGGCUGAGCCAUCAGUCAGUGAAAUGGAUGGCAGAGCACAUGGAAUACUCCUCAGAAGUGAAGGAUGUCAUUAGCAGCAUUCAGUUCAUCGCAGAGAACAUGAGGUCUCAAAAUGAAACCAAAGAGGUGGAAGACGAUUGGAAAUACGUAGCUAUGGUGAUAGACAGAGUAUUUCUCUGGGUAUUUAUAAUCCUUUGUGUGUUUGGGACUGCAGGGCUCUUUAUUCAGCCAUUAAUAGCAGAUACAUAACUUGACCCACUACUUUUU